AUGUCACAAAAGCCUAUUACGGUCCCUCCCCCGCCUGCCGGGAUUCUCAAAAACUCACCGCGAUUGACGGCUCCGGCUACAAAUGCGAAAUCGGACUGCGACAAGUGUUCCGUCCAUACCAAGAAUGGUGCCACAAAGGGCAACGAGGGCGAGUCCGAGCAGUCUAACUGUGCUGCCUGUGGCGAAUGGUUGUCAUGUAUUUGCGGUGGCAUCUACUUUGUCAUUUGCUGGACCUGCGCUUUGAGCGGUGAGGUCAAGAGUCACAAAGAUGUCCGUCGCGGCAGUGGCUCUGGUGGAAACGCUCUUAGAAAGGGGAGCACUGCUAGUUGCACCUGUGGUAAUAGACCCGGAUGA
Molecule: messenger RNA, 354 nt
Organism: Orbilia oligospora ATCC 24927
Lineage: Eukaryota; Fungi; Ascomycota; Orbiliomycetes; Orbiliales; Orbiliaceae
Exons: 1
Coding region: 1-354 (117 amino acids)
Source: RefSeq, a predicted model, not a curated record